AUGGAUUCGAUUAACAAUAGUAAUAAUAGUACGACAGAUGCAGAUCUCAAUCUGCCUACUAAUUCACAUACUAUAGAGCCUACUAUAUACUCUACUCCAUCGUUAGUGUCUACUAAUUCUUCUACUGUAUCAUCUAAUUCUAAUACUACUCCUAACUCUACCUCUUUCGAAAAUAAUAAUAAUAAUAAUGAUAAUAAUGAUAAUACUAACCCCUCACUAAAAGCUCAGGCAUCUAUAAGAACUUUCAAUGAAAUGGAGUAUUCUGCUGAUCUUAAACCUUUGUCAUUUAAAAUGAAUAGGCAUCUUCCCGCUCGUACUUACACCAAUCAACAUAGCCGUGAUCAAAAAGAUCUGAUAGAUAUUCAAGAUGAUAGUCUGCAUUCAUUUAACUAUGUAAAGAAUAAUAUUAUUGUUAACCCAUCCACUCUCCAACUAAAAGAUUAUUCUAUAUUCGAUAACGAUCAGUUUAAAAGUUUUCUGGAGAAACCAAAAUAUAUCAAAAUUUAUCGCAACAUGAAAAAUAAAAAUAAAAAUAUAGGUGUCUUUAACAAACUGUUUCUGGCCCAAGAAUUAUGCAUAAAUAACAGCAAUAUCCAUACUCCUACUUCAACAACUACACCUUUUUUUUCCACUAAUAAUAAUUCAGACAGAUCAAAUUCUAAAAAAAUAUUGGGUGGUGGUGGUGGUAGGCUCUCCGUGUCAUCUUCUGAUUCAAAUAAUAUUCAUUCUAACAAGUAUACUUAUAAUAAUAACAGUAAUAGCAACAAAAAUUCUUCAUCAAAUAAUUGUACAAGUAGCAAUGUCAAGGGCAGUGUCAAUAGCUCUCUAUAUAUAAUGUCAUUAAAGUUUAGUGUCAGUGGGAAAUAUAUGGCCGUAGGAUACAAAGAUGGGUCUAUUAGAGUGUGGAAAGUUAUAUCUUCUCCAGCAGAGAGGUGGGAAUUAAAUAACAUCGCUAACGAAGAUCAAGAUUUUCUGCUAAAAAAUAAAAGAAUCAAUCAAUUGGUCCAUGGUACCACUCAUUCAACUAGCAGCAAUACUAAUAGCAACAGUAAUAGCAGGGUCUCAUUUGAAAAUUCUUGUCCAAAUACAACAGAUGGUGAUGAGGUCUUAAGUCUCUAUGCUCCGGUUUUUAAUCCAAUUCCAAUAACCAUAUUUAUAAAGGGACACCUUCAAGAUAUUCUGGAUAUGGAUUGGUCCAAAAAUGAUUUUCUUUUAACUUCUUCAAUGGAUAAAACUGUCAGGUUAUGGCACGUGGAAAAAUCACAAUCGUUGAAAAUUUUCCCCCAUGUCGAUUUCGUGACAAGUGUAAGGUUCCAUCCAAAGGAUGAUAGAUUCUUUAUUUCUGGUUGUUUAGAUCAUAACGUUAGAUUAUGGUCCAUUAUUGAUAACAGUGUGUGUUUCAAUUAUAAUUGUCAUGACUUGAUCACUUCUUUAACAAUCGCAAGUGAUGGAGAGGUAACUAUCGUAGGUACCUUCAAUGGAUUCAUUCAUGUCUUAGAGACAAGCACUUUAACACCAGUUACAUCGUUUCAUAUCACGGAUAAGUCGACUCAGGGGAUUCAUUCUAGAAGUUAUGAAAGCAUGGAUCUCAAUGGGAAAGUGUUUAAGGGACCCAGGAUCACUGGUAUUGAAUUUAUUGAGGAUGAAGCAAGAGUCUCUAGAGAUAGACAAAUUAUUGUCACUUCAAAUGACUCAAGGAUACGGGUAUUCGAUAUCAAAACGAGGAAAUUGUUAGAAUAUUUGAAAGGCUUUAGUAGUGGAUCAUCCCAACACUUAGCUCAAUAUGUCAAAUACCAUAAUAAAGGCAUUGUGGUUUGCAGUAGUGAUGAUCAUUGGGUUUAUGGUUGGACACUGCAUUCUGAUAAACAAAAUGAUAUUAAGACUAAGAAUAAUCUUAAUGAUAACGGCAUGAACCAAAUGGCAGACCAAGAGAGGACAAAGAAAAAGAAAAAUGAAGUUUUAAAUCUCUUUAAUAGUAGUUCUAAAUUAUUGCCAUUAAAAUUUUCGAAAGUGUUUCCCAAUAACAUAACAGGUAAUGAUAGAUCUGCUAAAAAAAAUUCAAAGUAUUUAUCGUUUCAUGCGCAUCAUCAUGCAGUAACUACUACAGUCAUAGCGCCAGAGACAACAUCCAAAAUUCUAUCAUUAUCGAAUGAUUUCAUUUGUGAAAUAACGUUACAAUAUUUAAGGGAAUUAAGGAAUAAUAACGAAUUAGAUGGAAUGGAUGAUAAGUCAAAGAAUUUAUUAGGUGAUAAAUUAUUGAACUCAGCAAUAGAAUACAAUUUACCAGAUUCAACUAGUAUAAUUGGUCCUAUUAUUGUGACUAGUGAUUCGCAUGGUAUAGUCAGAAUAUUUAGAUUUGAUAUGCGUCAGGAUGUUAGAGAUGGUAUCUUAGAUCAAUUAAAGAAACAAGAUUAUAUUAUGAGGCAUAAUUUCAAUAACAAUGAUAGUAUUGAUACUAAUAACAAUAUUACUAUUACUCCAAAUACUACUAAAAGUAAUAGUUUUGAUAUGUUAGAUCAUUCUGUAUUUUCUUCUAAUAGAACAUUGACAGGAUCAACAGAUUUGGAGUCAAAGGAAUCGAAUAAUAUUUCUUUGGAUAACGGUAAUGAGACUAGUCAUAAUAGUGAUGGUGCUGAAAAAGAUAAUGUACAUGAUGGUGAUGGAGAUGACAGUAGCAAAAUGAAAAAUGCAUCACAUGUUGAGAAUAUUUCUGGUGAUAAAAAUACAAAUGGUAAUAAAGGGGGUAAAAAUAGUGGUGGGUUAUGUCCCAGAAAGAGCAAUGUUUCUAAUCUUUUCACAAAAUUAAGUACCGGUUCUGAUUCAAGAAGUAUGAUAGAUUCAAGUCGUUCCACUGUAAGAAACGAUAAAUCUCCACUUAUGAAUGAUACAAGUAAUAUUGGGAUGUUUCCUAAAAUUGUAGAAGAGGGGAAAGGUGGUCAUUCCAUCAUGGGGAAUACUUAUAGUGCAUCUAGUUCAAGAAAUAAUACGAUUAAUAGUAUCUCAGCAUUGAAUUUACGUUGUUCUACAUGCAAUGGUACUCGAUUUGAACCAAUACGGAAGAAUUCUUUAGGCCAAAGGGAGAUGAAUUAUCGUUGUAUAGACUGUAACACAAUACUGAAUAAUUUCAGAUGA
This is a messenger RNA of Arxiozyma heterogenica, 3132 nucleotides long. RefSeq names its product Dgr2p (gene DGR2). Gene Ontology annotation, molecular function: protein binding. The coding region runs from base 1 to 3132 and encodes 1043 amino acids. The record is from RefSeq and is a predicted model, not a curated record. NCBI's taxonomy places the organism in Eukaryota, Fungi, Ascomycota, Saccharomycetes, Saccharomycetales, Saccharomycetaceae. The transcript has a single exon.